AGGACCGAGUUUGGGAACCACUGGUCUCCAUAAAGGGCGUUCAACAGUUGGUAUUGAGUAAAAAGCCGCUGCUGCCAGUUCAAGACUUAACACAAAAAGACCAGUCACAUGACACGUUGGGCGCGCUCCCGUGUCCUGCCUCCCUUCUGCUGCUCAAGGCAAGCAUCAGGCGGAGAGCUUCAGCGAAAGAGAGCGUCCUCCCGCUCGAACCAUCAGCGGCAUUCUGGCGGAGGAGACUGCCAACCUACAGCCAGUGGUUAAUCAGGGCGAAAAUCUGCUCUUACUGCUGAAAACCACUGCCUUCUUCCGGAGUCUUCUACAGAAGAGGGCCGUCCAAUGCAUAUGCGCUUCAACGGAUAAUGGAAUACCGCGACUGUAAAGAGGGGUUUUGUGGCAUGUGAUAUGGGGAUUGGCGUGCGUCGGGGAUGCGAUACUAGAAUGAGAGGGAAAGAGGGCGUUCGUUAGUUUUCCAGCGUCUCCGCUAACGUUAGCUACUACUGAUAGCUACUAGUGUAUCAAGCGAGUACCAACCAGAUAUUUUGAUCCUAUCGCAUGGGGCUGUGUGCGUUUUUCAAGCUAUCUCACUGGCUGUAUAACUGUUAGCUGGCUAAUUACCUAGCUACCCCAUCUACUGAUAACUGUAACUACUCAGCUAGCCAGAUAAGAACCGUCAUACAACAUAUACCCUUCUGCCACUAAGAUAAUGCGUUCAGAUACGUGUUGAAUAUUUUAUGCCUUUUCUUAUUUUGAAAAGCUCUGCUACUAUACUGAAUGGGAGAGAAGAGAGCAGCAGACGCGGCGUACUUCCAGUAAUGCUGAUUGGGAUAUUCAGUUGGAUCUGAACAGCGGCGAAGUGGAGACGCGGUACUCUGCGGACACAGUUUUUGCUCCUGGACUUUUCUUGAUGGCAGUUGCUUGAUUAAAAUACUUUCUUUCAAAACAUUUGUUGGAGGCGAAGAUGGGAUUCUUUGUUCAUUAAUGACAUAUAAACUCACAAUCUGGAGGAAAAAUAGCAUUACAAAGCCGUGUACAGUUCAUUACUGCUUGCAUGAUAUAAGCGCACAGUUGCUUUGGUAGCUCAUAGCUAGCUAAGUAGCAAGCUCGCUAAAAUUGCCUCUGAAACUUGACAGCAUAAACGAUGGCGAACGACUCCAUACAAAGUGACCCCGGCGGGCUGUCGGUUCUGGAGCAGCUGGGACUGGACCAGAGCUCGGACUUCUCCGACACCAGCGUGCAGCAGCGGCUGGACGAGCAGCGGGAGAGGAUCCGGCGCGAGAUCCGCAAGGAGCUGAAGAUCAAGGAGGGCGCGGAGAACCUGCGCCGCGCCACCACGGACAAGCGCAACGCGCACCAGGUGGACAGCCAGCUCCGCAGCUCCAACCGCCGGCUGGACGACCUGCACGCCCAGCUGCAGGAGCUGGACGCCCACAUCGUGGUCAAGGACCCCGACGACAUCCGCGACGAUGCUCCGCAGUCCCCCGGGGCGGUCACCCGCUCCGCCCACCAGGACCGCAUCACCGCCCUGGAGCGCCAGCUCAACAUCGAGCUCAAGGUCAAACAGGGGGCAGAGAACAUGAUCCCCAUUUACGCCAAUGGCUCCACCAAGGAUAAGAAGCUGCUGCAGACAGCCCAGCAGAUGCUGCAGGACAGCAAGACCAAGAUCGACAUCAUCCGCAUGCAGAUCCGCAAGGCCAUGCAGGCCAACGAGCAGCAGAGCGAGGACACGCAGGGGAAGCCGGACCUGUGUGGGGUGGAGUUGCGUAUUGAGGAGCUGAGGCAUCAUUACCGUGUGGAGCAUGCCGUGGCAGAGGGAGCCAAGAACGUGCUGAGACUGCUGGGAGCCAGCAAGGUGCAGGACAAGAAAGCCAUGUCUGAGGCGCAGCGGCGUCUGAGCGAGUCGUCUCAGCGCCUGGACCUGCUGCGGGACUCUCUGGACCAGAGGCUGGCUGAGCUGCCCGAGGACCACCCCAAGGCCUGCCUCAUCAAAGAGGAGCUGGUGCUGGCCUCCUCCCCGGCCUUCAGCUCCCGCCACGUCGCCCCCUACCUGCACAACCAGUACAGCACGCUCAGCAAGCCCUCCCCUCUCACAGGCACCCUGCAGGUGCAGCUGCUGGGCUGUGUGGGGGUGCUGGAGGUGGUGCCGGGCCGGAGUCGCAGCACGGCGGUCACGCUGCCCUGCUACAGCCCGGGGGAGGGCCGCUCCUUCAUGCGCACAGGAAAGGGCCUCUACAGCCGCAGUGGCAGCAUGAGCGGCAAGGCGCCCAGCAAGACCGACGAGCUGUCCUCGGAGGUGAGUGCGGUGCUGAAGCUGGAGAACUCUGUGGUGGGGCAGACAGCAUGGAGGACAGUUGGGGAGCAGGCCUGGGACCAGACCUUCACCGUGGAGCUGGAGAGGUCCAGGGAGAUGGAGAUUGCGGUGUACUGGAAGGACUACCGCUCGCUGUGUGCCCUUAAGUACCUGAAGCUGGAGGACUUCCUGGAUAACCAGAAACACCGUGUGCAGCUUGAGCUGGAGCCACAGGGGCUACUGCUAGCUGAGGUGACCUUCUUUAACCCAACCAUAGAUAGAGUUCCACGACUCAAGAGACAGAAGAAGGUCUUCUCCAAACAACACGGCAAGGCUUUCCUGCGCGCGCGGCAGAUGAACGUGGACAUCGCCACCUGGGUGCGGCUGCUGAGGAACGCCAUCCCCACCGUCAACAACACGGGCACCUACAGCCCCAACGCACAACCACACGGCGCUGGGGAGAUCUCAGUGGAGAAACUGAAUCUGGACGACUCCCCACAGAGACCAGAGGUCCGGAGAGACACAGACACAAACACCCCGGAGCGCCCGCCCGUGAUCGAGCCCUUCUCUCCCCCAGACCUCGCCCCUGAACGCCCCAACAGAACCCCCUCUGUCAGCUCACAACACAGUAAACAGAGGACGACCCCCCUGUGUCUGCAGGACUUCAGGCUGAUCGCUGUGCUGGGCAGAGGCCAUUUUGGGAAGGUGCUGCUGUCGGAGUACAAGCAGACGGGUAGCAUGUACGCCAUCAAGGCUCUGAAGAAGGGUGACAUUGUGGCUCGAGAUGAAGUGGAGAGUCUGAUGUGUGAAAAGAGGAUAUUUGAGACGGUGAAUGGCUCCCACCACCCGUUCCUGGUCAACCUGUUUGCGUGCUUCCAGACGCCGGAGCACGUGUGCUUCGUCAUGGAGUACACAGCAGGGGGCGACCUGAUGAUGCACAUCCACUCCGACGUUUUCACCGAGCCGCGCGCCGUGUUCUACUCAGCCUGCGUGGUUCUGGGGCUGCAGUUUCUUCACGACCAUAAGAUUGUGUACCGAGACCUUAAAUUGGACAAUCUGCUGCUGGACACAGAUGGCUAUGUAAAGAUUGCAGACUUUGGACUGUGUAAAGAAGGGAUGGGUUUUGGCGACAGGACCAGUACGUUCUGCGGCACGCCUGAGUUCCUGGCCCCAGAGGUGCUGACGGACACAUCGUACACCCGGGCUGUGGACUGGUGGGGGCUAGGGGUGCUGGUCUACGAAAUGCUGGUCGGAGAGUCCCCUUUCCCGGGUGACGAUGAGGAGGAAGUGUUCGACAGCAUAGUGAAUGAUGAGGUCCGAUAUCCGCGAUUCCUUUCCACUGAAGCCAUUGGCAUCAUGAGACGGCUGUUGCGGCGAAACCCGGAGCGGCGCCUGGGCUCCAGCGAAAAGGACGCGGAGGACGUCAAGAAGCAGCCUUUCUUCAGGGGAGUAGACUGGGUGUUACUCCUGCAACGGAAGCUGCCUCCACCAUUUGUGCCGUCAAUUGGAAACAAAGAGGAUGUCAGUAAUUUUGAUGAAGAGUUCACCGCUGAGCCCCCCGCCCUUACCCCACCCCGGGAACCUCGCACCCUAUCCCGCAAGGACCAGGACUGCUUCAGAGACUUCGACUACAUCUCAGACCUCUGCUAGGGCCAUCAAAGGGAGGGGGCAGGGGAUUGUGGCCUGUAUGUCUGUCACAGGGGACUGAGGGGUCGACUGGGACUCCACACUGUGACUGGGGGCCUGGAGAAGCCAGGGAGGAUGUGUCUGUCUGUCUGUCUGUCUGUGAUUUCUACACUGUGACUUGAAGAGUGUAUCUCUGGGGGGAUGGAGAGAAUGGGGGAGGUGUGUGAAGACUUGCCUUGUCUCUGUCUUUUUCUCGGUUCUCCACUGUGGCUGAGAGGAAUGAGGGUUUUUGGGGAAUCUGUCUGUAUCCAAGAGCUAGGCAAGAGAGAGGUUCAUUCGGCAAUGGUGCUUUUGCCAGGAAAGAGAGAGUUUCAUUCAGUAAGCGUCCCCUUGCUAGGGGAGAGAGAGGUUAAUUCGGUAAGGGUGCCCUUGCCAGGGGAGUGAGAGGUUCAUUCGGUAUGGGUGCCCUUGCUAGGGGAGAGAGAGGUUAAUUCGGUAUGGGUGCCCUUGCUAGGGGAGUGAGAGGUUCAUUCGGUAUGGGUGCCCUUGCUAGGGGAGAGAGAGGUUCACAUGAGGAACAUUUCUCCUGAAGGAGAUGUUGAAGGCUGAGGAUUGAGGGGGGAGCCUUGGCCCUACUGUGAAUUUAGAAUGUUAUUUUAAGAUUUAUUCCUGUUCCCAGUUUGCCUUAUCCCCCUUUCUCUUCUGCCUUGCUGUUACCCGAACCUGUUUUUGUCCUGCUUCUCAAGUGUACUUGUAUUCUCUUCCUCGAACUCUCCUCUCUCCUCUCUUUGUCUACAUAGGGACAGCCAAAGCCUUUUCAUACUCGCACAUAUGGGCGCUGGGGGACCCGACACGAGGGAAAAGAUAGACCUGUCUUCAUACUGUGACAAAAUGAGAUGUUGAGUAGGGAGACUGUGGGGAGGUUGUUAGCACUGACUGAAGCCUUAAUCUUUUUGAAGGUCUGGAGUACUAUGUUUUAUUUUGGAAGGGAUGCGUGUCUCCCCCGAACAGUGGUUCUCAAAACUGCACUGCAGAGUGUAAUAUGGUGGCGCAUUUCAUAUGAUUUCAGUAUGAUCGGUCAAAGGAGGCAAAAUGUACCGUUUUGUAAUAUGGUCAAACGACCUUGCAUGAGGCAGCAGCUGCAACCCUUUCAUGCUGCAUUGCGAAAUCAAAAAAAUACAAGAAAACAUUUUCAUGUCAUUAAAACCUGGGUAGCAUUUACACAGUGCAUUGUGGGCCAUGCAUGCUGCCCUUAUUGCUAAAUGGAUUGAAAACCACUGGUCCGGGGAGAAGCACUUACUCUCUGGCACACUAGAUCCCUAGUGAUUCUAUGAAGGAUUCUUACUGUGAUAGCCUUUUUAAUCCGAUUUUAGUUACUGGUUUUUAAAACGUAAGUAAUGACGAAGAAGAGGAUGAUGAAAUACCAUCAGACGCACGCUGAUUGAAUUGUACAAAACAAAUUGUGAUUAAAAAGCAAUGGACUGUG
Messenger RNA from Conger conger (European conger), 5399 nucleotides. RefSeq names its product protein kinase N1a (gene pkn1a). The coding region runs from base 1139 to 3937 and encodes 932 amino acids. The transcript is spliced from 22 exons. Gene Ontology annotation, molecular function: protein serine/threonine kinase activity; small GTPase binding; ATP binding. The record is from RefSeq and is a predicted model, not a curated record. Gene Ontology annotation, biological process: protein phosphorylation; signal transduction. NCBI's taxonomy places the organism in Eukaryota, Metazoa, Chordata, Actinopteri, Anguilliformes, Congridae.